AUGUUGGGAAAACAUAUGCUGAGGUUAAGCAUACUAUUAUGUGUCUUCGCACUGCUAGUCCUUGGACAGGAUUGCAGUGCAAGCAAGCCUUGUGCUACAGGAUGCUGUUCGAAGUCUGGCUUUUGCGGAACAACUCCAGAACACUGUGGUGACGGAUGUCUGGCGAAUUGUGAUUAUAAACUUGGGUGUGAUGCAAACAACCCCUGCGAGGAAGGUUGCUGUAAUAAAUUCGGGUUCUGCGGACAUGGCCCCGACUUUUGUGGCAAGAAUGUCUGCGUUGCUGGAUGCGAACGCAAAUCGGAAUGUGAUCCCGGCUUUGGAGGAGAAUGGUCAGAGAGCAAAUCGUGUCCUCUGAACGUGUGUUGCUCAGAUUUCGGCUACUGCGGAACAACAAAAGAAUUUUGUGGCAACAAAACCGUCAAACACGAAACCUGCUCUAAAGAUCGCUAUAUGGACAGAGUCGUUGGCUACUACGAAGGAUGGUCUAGCCGGCGUCCCUGCCAUGCCUUCUGGCCAGAACAAAUUCCUCUCGGCGUCUAUAGUCACGUCAACUUCGCUUUCGCCACUAUUGAUCCGGAUACUUACAAAGUGACGCCGUCAGACCAUCGGGAUGUUGAUUUAUAUAGCCGGUUGACAUCUCUGAAAAGUUACGACAAGGACCUUAAGGUCAUGAUCGCCAUAGGUGGCUGGACAUUCAACGACCCUGGCCGAACUGCAACAGUUUUCUCUGAUAUAGCAGCCUCAGAAGCAAAGCAAGACAAAUUCAUUGCUUCAUUGAUCUCUUUCAUGUCUACACAUGAUUUUGAUGGUAUAGAUCUGGACUGGGAAUACCCCGAAGCCGACGACCGUAACGGAAAGCCAGAAGACUUUAAGAAUUUCCCAAAGUUCAUGGCUAGGCUGAAAAACGAACUGAAAAAGACCCCUGGACGAAGCGAACUCUCCAUCACGCUACCGGCAUCCUACUGGUAUCUCCAGCACUUCGACCUCAAAGAGCUUGCUAAGCAUGUUUCAUUUUUCAACAUCAUGUCAUACGAUCUGCACGGCACCUGGGAUCAAGGGAAUAAAUGGACGGGUGCGUUCCUCAACGCUCAUACAAACUUGACAGAAAUCAAAUCUGCUUUGGAGCUGCUUUGGCGCAAUGAUGUGAAAGGAGACCAGGUCGUCAUGGGUCUCGCAUUCUAUGGCCGUUCAUACACAACCCAAGGCUGUGUAGAGCCUGGAUGUGUGUAUGCCUCCGGAGGUCUUCCAGGGCCAUGCAGCAAUGAGGCAGGCAUCCUUCUCAACAAUGAAAUUAUGGAUAUCAUCCAUGACAGAAAGCUGGUGCCAAAGCUGUACAAAGAGGCCACGGUCAAGGUUGUCACUUGGGAUGAUCAAUGGGUCUCUAUGGAUGAUCGAGAGACUCUAGCCAUGAAGGCCAAUUUUGCUCGUCAGCAAUGUCUCAGCGGGUUGAUGGUCUGGGCGAUCAGCCAUGACACUUCAACGGCAGACUUUUCACGUGAUCUAGCAAUGGUGUCAAACCGCCAAGUGUUGAUGCAACGAGCCGAAAUUGACACCGAUAUCAUCACAGAAAGGACCAACCAUAAGCAAUGCCACUGGACCAACUGUGGAGAUAGCUGUCCCGCAGGAUGGCAAAUGAUCAAACGCGAAGACGAUUGGAAGACAACGAAUCCUGAAUACAUGAUAGAUGAUACCCACUGCGAGGGACAUGGCUCGCGCUCCUGGUGUUGUCCUCCUGACGCCGAACUCCCAAAGUGUGGCUGGUAUAACUUCAAUAGAGGCAAUUGCAAGCCUGGCUGUGAGGAUGGAAUGGUUGAGAUUGGCUCGACAACAAACGGAUGCAAAAAGGAAGAUCAAUACCAGUCGGCAUGUUGCUCAGUGGAAGACGAUUAUGGAAAUGGGUUGAGCAGCAUGGCAGUCUACAAUACCUGUGAAUGGUCGAAGGAGAAUCCCCAGUGUGACGAUGGCAAGUGCUCUGGGUCAAAAAGCACAAUCCUUGGACAGUCCGGUCAAGGGAGCGGUGAUGUCUACUGUUAUGCCGGGGACGUCUGGGGCGAUCAUUGGCCAAAAAUUCAGCAUACCUUACGGAAAUACUGCUGCAACACAUCAUCUAAGAGCAACCGCUUUGAGAACUGCGAAUGGCGAAAUGACGUGGGUUUGCAUUGGGUCGGCCAAAGUUGCUUCUCCGGAUGUGACUCCAAUCAAGUGCGCGUGGCGAUGGACGGCUUUAACGAAGGCUGCUACAAAUCCGGUGCCCGAGCAUACUGCUGUGAUGCAGUCAGUUACACGGAGACUGAGCGCAUGUCUGAUGACCUGCAAAAAUUCAAAGAUGCACUCAUUGACUGGACAAUAGCUGUGGAAUGUACGAAUUAUUACUACUCCGCAACACCAGCCAAGUCUCUAAGUAUUCGUGAGGACGAUUGCGAGAUCUUUGCGUCACAUAUACUUGUUGCCCACCUGGUUGAAAUCCUCAUGGGUUACGAGUCCAAGCAAACCACCCACUGGCAGCGCUUGGUCAAUAUCUGGAACGAUGUCGUAAGUAACCAGCUCAAGAAUUUGAACACCCGCAUUAUGCUUCCGUUCGUUUUCUCGAAUACCUCAUUUCCAGAGCUCCUCGCAAACGGUUAUCAAACCACCGCCAAAAAUAUCCUAGAUGUUCCCGAUUGGUAUGAUAAACGAUUUGGAAACAAGGAUUCGGGGAUAACAUGCUCGAAGAGCCUGUGCGACUAUGAAGAUGGAUUCUGUGACCAGACCGACGACGACGACGACGACGACGAUAUGUUUACCCGACGCGACCUCCAAUGGCAAAAGGACAAUGGACCUGUCCUACAGAAGCGUGCCAGCUCCAAGCCGAUGGACUUCAUAUGUAUUGGUAAAGCCGGCGUGGAAAGAGUUUUGGCGUUCACCCGAUUUGCUUAUCCUGGCCCAAAGGAUUGGUUACAACUCAAGGCCAAAAAGCCAGAUCCAAAAAAACAGGUAACGGUCAAUGAAGCCGUCGACUACAAUGAUGACAAGGAUUGCGGGGACACUGCUAUACAAGAACGACAAGCGACGACUGCGGAGCUCGACCCUCCAAAAGGAAAAAAAUCUAGGUUCAACACGGAUCAUCUCCUCGAGAUCAAGUUGAUUCCCAAGUUUAUGCUAUGGGCUAUUGGGGCGGGGAACUGUCCUGUUGAUUGCGACUUCUUCAUCGAUUACUUCGGCGAAGAUAUCAUCCCCAAGACUGCAGAAAAAACACCAGGAAACAAUCUUAUCCUCCAAAAGCCUAUUGCGCGAGUAAUGGAGCAACUUGGAAGCAAAACCAACUUCGAUGUGUUCCGGUUGAUGGACUCAGCUUUGAACGCAGUAAAAGGCGACCUCUGGAGUUUUGAUCGCCCACAAAACACCGCAUUUGAUGAUGCCACAUGGCUGCCACUUGUCGACUCUGAUGACAGCUCUAAAGCUUUAACCUUGCUACGAAGCGUCUUUUCCGUCUAUAAUUAUCAAAAUUCAGAAAAUUUUCAGAAACGAUUCAAUAUUGUCUACAAGAAGAUUCGUGGCGAGUUAGAUUUGGCUGCAACAGAAUACUUCAAACUUUCUGGAAAGGCAGUUGACCUUGGGGAGUGCUGGGAUCGCUUUUUCAAAAUCCAGAAGGACUUGAUGGUGAGCUUUGGAAGGAAAUUUGUUGAGAAAGGAAUCGAAGAGUUAGCUACUCGGUGGGCUAAUGAUUCGGACAAGGAGAAAGCUGAGGUGGUUAACCAGGUGCUGAAACAGUUGAGGGAGAAGAUGGGGCAGAUCUAUAUGAAUGAUUUCAAAGCAGAGUAUCAACCAUCAUGGAAGUGA
Penicillium roqueforti is the source of this 3819-nucleotide messenger RNA. RefSeq names its product CAZyme family GH18. Gene Ontology annotation, molecular function: hydrolase activity, hydrolyzing O-glycosyl compounds; chitin binding. Lineage: Eukaryota; Fungi; Ascomycota; Eurotiomycetes; Eurotiales; Aspergillaceae. The transcript has 9 exons. The coding region runs from base 1 to 3819 and encodes 1272 amino acids. Gene Ontology annotation, biological process: carbohydrate metabolic process. The record is from RefSeq and is a predicted model, not a curated record.